UAAAUCGGGUCGAUUAUUAACCGUCAAAGACACACCCACUAUUCCACUUGUCAGGCAACAAUGUGUUAACCAGGAAGUCUCGAACUUGAAGGAGGUUUCAGCUUUCAAAAUGAGCAAAAGGAAAGCUAAAUCUUUGAGUGAUACGCCAUCCAUCAAAAACCGCAGAGUGGAAUCUGAGGACUCCCAGAGAGAAGAUACAGUGGAUGAAAGGGAUUCACUCAAAUUCAACGAUCUUUCGAUCGCUCCCACUGGUUCUGGGGAUAUCGGCGUCAUUGAAAGCAUCACCGUAAAGAAUUUUAUGUGUCACCAUUUGCUAGGUCCAUUCCAGUUUGGCCCUCAUGUGAACUUUAUUGUUGGAAACAAUGGAAGUGGAAAGAGUGCCAUCCUGACCGCGCUGAUUGUGGGCCUUGGAGGAAAGGCCACCACCACCAACCGAGGAGUGUCGUUGAAAGGCUUUGUGAAGCACGGAGAGAGCACUGCCGACAUCACAGUGAAACUGCGAAACAGAGGGCCGGAUGCAUACAAACGGGAGGUGUAUGGAGAAUGCAUUUCCAUAGAGCAACGGAUUUCAAGUGAUGGUGUUCGGACAUGUAGAUUAAAGAGCAAAUCAGGGCAUCUAGUUUCAAAUAAAAAAGAGGAAAUGACCGCCAUUUUAGACCACUUCAAUAUACAGGUCGACAACCCUGUCUCAAUUCUCAACCAAGAAAUGAGCAAGCAGUUUCUGCAUUCAAAAAGUGAAUCGGACAAAUACAAGUUCUUCAUGAAAGCCACCCUACUGGAGCAGAUGAAGAGGGACUACAUCCACAUCAAGCACACCAAAGCUAUGACACGCGAGCAGGUGGAGAGGCAGGAGGAGUGUCUUAAAGACCUCAAACAGGAGUUCCUGCAGAAGAAGGAGAGGUAUGAAAACCUGUCAACCCUUGGGGAAAUCAAGACAGUCUUAGAGGACCUGAAGAAGAAGAUGGCUUGGUGCUUGGUCAGAGAGAAGGAGAGGAUAGUAGAGCAGCUACAGGAAGAUGUAGAGUUAGAGGAAAGUAUCCACAAGCACAAAGAAAACCUACAGCUCUGUCAGGAAAAAGUCAGUCAGGCUGAGGAGAAACUCCGGGACAACCAGCAGAACCUUGACAGCCUGAGAGCAGAAGAGGAGUCCUUGUCAGAAGACAGGUUGAAGUUGAAAGGAGAAAAGAAGACAAAGAACAAAGCUCACAAAGAACAAGAGGUGGUUUACAUCCGAGCUCAGAACAAACUGAAACAGUCGGAGAAGGAACAGAGUCUUCUUCAGGAGAGGAUUGAUAAGGCCAAAAAUAUAGGGAGUCAGAACAGUGAGGCAGAGGCAGAGCACACCAAGCGUCUGCAGAAGAUAUCCACUCUGAAGGAACAGCUUGAAAAGCUUGAGAAAGAGUUACCAGAGCUGAAUCAGGGGAUCAAGGACAAGCAGCAGGCGCUUUUCAAGGGAAAGGAGGAGCUGGACAAGUUGAGACUGGAAGAGAAGAACAUACAGGUUUCGUUUGAGGUAAAACUGAAGCGAAAGAACCAGCUGCUGGCCAGUCGCUCCAAUAAACUCAAGAGGUUCGGCGACCACAUCCCCGACCUGCUUGACACUAUAGACAAGGCUCACAGCAAAGGACGCUUCAUCAAGAAGCCCAUUGGCCCCAUAGGGGCAUGCAUCAACCUGAAGGACCCCAUGCUAGCUGUGGCGGUGGAGAGCUGCCUGCGCAGCUUCAUGAAAACCUUCUGCUGCGACAACUACAAAGACGAGUCAGUCCUCCAGGAACUGAUGUCUCUCUAUUUCUCUAAAGGCAGCAGGCCCCAGAUAAUCGUCAGCCCUUUCACAGAGCGAGUUUACAAAACUCAAGGACGUGGAGUCAAACAUCCUGAUUACCCUUCAGUGCUUGACUCCCUCAUCAUAUCUAGUCCAAUCAUCACCAACUGUCUAAUUGACAUGAGGGGCAUAGAAUCCAUUCUGAUCAUCAAAGAGAAGAGUGCAGCCAGGAAAGUGAUGCAGCAAGGCACCCCUCCUAGGAACUGCCGCGAAGCGUUCACUGUGGAAGGAGACCAGGUCUACCCAAACCGCUACUACACCGCAGAGUACAGCAUGGCCAAGUAUCUUGGUGGAGAUCUGGAAACAGAACUACGCAUGGUGGAGUCAGAGUUGGAGAACCACACAGCUCAACUGUCCAGGUUCAAGCUCCACCUGGGCUCUGUGAAGGAGGACAUACAGCACAUGGAGGGCCGGCUGCACAGCAACAUCAUGGCGCUGAAGAAGACUUUGGCUUUGGUGAACCAGGUCAAAGCCAGUUUAACAGAGCUGGAGAACGUUGAGGAGGAGCAGAUCGAUGACAUCAGCUCGUUGGAAGAAGUGGCACAAGAGAACAAUCAGAAAAUUGAAUCCGAAAAACAAACUGUGCAUGAAUCCAAGGAGGUGCUAGACAAACAUGCCAAAGCAGUGAUGGAUAUAGAUAAGCAGUAUUCUGAUAUGAGAGCUAGAUUAGACCAGCUGGCAGAAGAAAUGGACCCUUUAAAGGAAGAGCAGGCCAAGAUGGAGGCAGAGUGUUCCAAACACGAGCGGAACCUGAGUGUUCUGGAGAGCAAGCUAAAAGGUCACCAAGACAAUAUCCAAGCUAUGAGAAUGGAGCUAGCUUCGAAAGAAGAGGAGAUGAAGGAAUAUGUGGCCAAGGCCAAGGAGAUCAGCCAAGAGCGCCAGGACGUGAAUCGCAGUGCCAAAAGCAUCGACACCGAGAUCACACGGUUGAGGAAGAGGAUCAGUGUCCAGGAGAGCAGCCAUGGAGACCAGGAGCAGGUGGUCCGCGAGUAUGCUGAGGCCCUUACCAACUACAGAGACAAGUCCAACCAAGUGAGAGAUCUGAAGAAGUUCAUCGACCGCCUUGAUAACAUCAUGUCUGACAGACAGAACAGAUAUAAAAUGAUGCGCAGGUCCCUCUCUGUGAGAUGCAAGUUGUACUUCAACAACUUCCUGUUCAAGAUGAGCUGCUGUGGCUCCAUGAUGUUCGACCACAACAACGAGACACUCUCAAUAUCGGUUAAACCGCCCGGUCGGGAGAACGACAGCAUGAGCGACAUGCGCUCGCUGUCCGGAGGGGAGCGCUCCUUUUCGACUGUCUGCUUCAUCCUCUCCCUGUGGGAGAUCACCGAGUCCCCCUUCAGGUGCCUGGACGAGUUUGACGUCUACAUGGAUAUGCACAAUCGCAGGAUCUCGUUGGAUCUCCUUCUGGAACUUUCAGAGCGGCAACAUCUUCGUCAGUUCAUCUUCAUCACUCCUCUGACCACAAGUAAUCUACCGAAAAGUAGCCAUAUCAAGAUCCAUCAUCUUCAGGACCCGGAGAGGGAAAGGAGUCACACUGGUGAAGAAGGUUCAGACUAACUGUACAGUAUAACUAUAGUACUAACUGUAGCCUCUCUGGGUGUGAAUAAUUAUAGACUGUAUAAUGCUACAUUUAAUUCUUCAGCAACAAUAACGUGUUUUGAAAAAAGUGUUAUACUGUAUGUGAUAUUUUGGAGUGUCAUGUGUCUUGUAAAGUUUGUUUGUUUUGCUGAUUCGAUUGUAGCUCUGGUUUUAUACUGUUCUUGCCAUACUAUUCAUAUCCUGUAGAAAUCUUUUGUAGAAGUCCAAUUGCCGAAUACAGAGAGAACACAGUACAUGGAUAGACACUGACAGAUUGGAAAUUCUAGUCACAUCUAAACUGUUAUAAUAUUCAUCCAUCCCAUUAACGGCACCUGUGAGACCAUGCCUUUUGAAAAAGCCCAUAUAUAUAUUUUAUUGAUUUUAAUCACUACAUACGUAAUGUAACCAUGUAAUUUAGUGUGCAACACAUGCCACAUGUAUAAAAGAACAAAAGAAAUACGGUCACUUAUGUUUUGAUUUAGAUCUUUCAUAUUCAGUAGAAACAUUUACUAGACAAAGAUUUUGACAUGAAGUUUGGAUUAUAUUGUGCAAACAAUAGACUAAUCGACAAUGUGGGUUUUGGUCUCAAUGAUGCUGUCUCCAUAACUGAGAAGCAGUGUAACUUCCACUGUGCUGUGUUAACUACAAGCAGACCCUCGGCCCAUGCUUGCAUAGCCUGGGAAAGUCAACCUGGAACUGUCAAACGAAAAGUACUAUUUCAAGGUACACGUAGCCCGCUCCGAAACCUUCCUCUCCAACUGACCCGGACAACAGUCGCUGUUGUGUCUCAGUGGCCUUUCUGCAUCCUCAAGAUUCUGAGGAUUUAGUCAAUUAAUUAUAAGAUGAAACUUUCAAUAAAAAGUUGUUUU
Osmerus eperlanus (European smelt) is the source of this 4272-nucleotide messenger RNA. It is a transcript of the gene smc6, whose product is annotated as structural maintenance of chromosomes 6. The record is from RefSeq and is a predicted model, not a curated record. The transcript has 27 exons. Gene Ontology annotation, biological process: double-strand break repair via homologous recombination. Gene Ontology annotation, molecular function: damaged DNA binding; single-stranded DNA binding. The coding region runs from base 110 to 3382 and encodes 1090 amino acids. NCBI's taxonomy places the organism in Eukaryota, Metazoa, Chordata, Actinopteri, Osmeriformes, Osmeridae. Gene Ontology annotation, cellular component: nucleus; site of double-strand break; Smc5-Smc6 complex.